AUGGCACCUUAUGAAGCUUUAUAUGGUAGAAAAUAUAGAUCCCCAAUUGGUUUGUUCGAAAUAGGUGAAACUACCUUAAUUGGGCCAGACCUUGUUCAUCAAGCUAUGGAAAAAUUUAAAGUGAUACAACAACGGCUAGAAACAGCUCAAAGUCGACAUAACUCAUAUGCAGAUGUUAGAAGGAGAGGACUAGAAUUUUCUAUAGGGGAUUGGGUGUUCUUGAAGGUGUCACCAAUGAAAGGGGUAAUGAGGUUUGGUAAAAAGGGAAAGUUGAGUCCACGCUAUGUUGCGUAUGAGUUAGAGCUACCUCAUGAGCUUUCAACCGUUCAUCUGAUGUUUCAUGUCUCAAUGCUUCGAAAAUGCGUAGGUGUCCUAUCUCGUAUUACUCCUACUGAAGAUGUACAGGUUACAAGAGAUCUCACUUAUGAAGAAGUACCCAUUGCAAUUCUGGAUCGACAAACCGAUGAGAAAGAUGAAAAUGUUGAGUUGAGGCGUUAA
This is a messenger RNA of Solanum stenotomum, 498 nucleotides long. RefSeq lists its product as uncharacterized. Lineage: Eukaryota; Viridiplantae; Streptophyta; Magnoliopsida; Solanales; Solanaceae. The record is from RefSeq and is a predicted model, not a curated record. The transcript is spliced from 2 exons. The coding region runs from base 1 to 498 and encodes 165 amino acids.